Messenger RNA from Ilex paraguariensis (yerba mate), 1152 nucleotides. The record is from the annotation of a GenBank genome assembly. NCBI's taxonomy places the organism in Eukaryota, Viridiplantae, Streptophyta, Magnoliopsida, Aquifoliales, Aquifoliaceae.
CUCUCUUUCGCCUCGUCCUCUCUUCCAAAUGCAGAAACUUGGCUGAUUUGCUCAACCCAUACCCAACCCAACCACACAACACAAUCUCUCUCUCUCUCUCUCCCUUAAAACAAAGCCUCCCAAUUGAAGCAAAAACAGUAAGAGAUAUCUGAGUUCCCUCUUAUGGAAACCAAAAACCAACUCCAAUCUCCACCAACCAAAUCAAGAUUCAACCGUAUUUGUGUUUUCUGCGGUAGCAGCCCCGGCAAGAACCCAAGCUACCAACUUGCAGCUAUUCAACUUGGAAACCAACUGGUUGAAAGGAACAUCGACUUGGUUUAUGGUGGUGGUAGUAUUGGCCUUAUGGGUCUUGUCUCCCAAGCUGUCUAUGAUGGUGGCCGCCACGUGUUAGGAGUGAUUCCAAAAACACUUAUGCCCAGAGAGAUAACUGGAGAGCCUGUUGGAGAAGUAAGAGCUGUCUCUGGUAUGCACCAAAGAAAAGCUGAAAUGGCUCGCCACGCUGAUGCAUUUAUAGCCUUGCCUGGUGGCUAUGGGACACUAGAAGAACUCCUGGAAGUCAUCACUUGGGCGCAAUUGGGAAUUCAUGACAAACCGGUGGGUUUGUUGAAUGUAGAUGGGUACUACAACUCACUGUUGUCUUUCAUAGACAAAGCUGUUGAUGAAGGCUUUGUUACACCCUCUGCGCGUCACAUUAUCGUUUCUGCCCCAACUGCUCAAGAACUCAUGUCCAAGCUUGAGGAAUAUGCUCCUAGGCACUCAGUUGUUGCAUCCAACCUGAGUUGGGAAAUGGAGCAACAAUCGGGUUAUACGACAAAGUCAAACAUUCCUUGUUGACCCCUCAGUUAUAUACCUCGUUUCAGAGCAUUAACAACUGUAGAUUAUAGCCAAUUUAUUGACGACAGCUGUAACCAUGUAGAUUCAACCUCCAGAAAUCAAACCACCACAGUUCUUCUAGUGGUCUGUGGAUUUUUGUAACUAAUUUUGAGUCGGUGUUGAUUGUUCAUGUAAUCAUGUGAAUGUAAUUUCCUCCCAAAACCAUUAGAAAACAAGUAUCUCUACUGACUUUAGAUUGUUUCUUUAGGUUUUUUAUGUAGCCUUCUUUUUACUCUUUGUAUCAGCAUUACUUGACUGCAUGUUCAAAUUUUGAUUGAC